Molecule: messenger RNA, 993 nt
Organism: Alnus glutinosa
Lineage: Eukaryota; Viridiplantae; Streptophyta; Magnoliopsida; Fagales; Betulaceae
Exons: 2
Coding region: 1-993 (330 amino acids)
Molecular function (GO): RNA-DNA hybrid ribonuclease activity; nucleic acid binding
Source: RefSeq, a predicted model, not a curated record
AUGGUGGAAAAUAGUUGGGAUGUGGAAUUGGUUGUUCAGCUAGUGGGUCAAGAGAUUGCUGAUGAUAUUUUCUCUCAGGUUGAUGGAACUAAACCAGGAAUGGAUCGGUUAAUAUGGCUUGGUAGUAGGAAUGGGAGAUUUUCAACAAAAAGUGUUUGGGACUGGCUUCGUAUUUCGGUUCCAAAGCACCAAUGGACAAAUUGGAUUUGGCACUCUGCUUUACCAAAAAAAAUUUCAGUUGUUGUGUGGAAGGCGAUGACUAAUAGCUUGAGUGUGGACGACCGGAUAAGGCGUAUUGGUAUCUCUUUAGCCUCAAAAUGUGAAUGUUGUCUGCAGGGCGACUUUGAGGACCUAGAUCAUGUGCUUUACAGUGGCAAGAUUGCGGCUAAGCUUUGGCAAAUGUGCUCUAGUUUCCUAGGUAUUCCUUAUGUGGCUACUAGGUCUUGGUUGAUUACUGUUGAAACUUGGUUUCGUAGAUCCAAAAAAUCCACAAAGGAGAAGCCAGAGCUGGGUUGGUUCAAAUUAAAUACAGAUGGUAGUAGUUUGGUGAAUCCGGGAAUUUCAGGUGCGGGGGGAUUGAUUAGAGACCAUAAAGGCAAUCUAAUUGUUGCUUUUUCGGAGUAUAUUGGUAUUGGUUCUAAUAAUAAAGCAGAAUUAUUGGGGGUUCUAAUUGGUUUGCGAAAAUGUAAGGCGAUGGGUUUACGUAAUAUUGUUGUUGAACUUGACUCAUCUCUGAUUGUGACUUGGUUCGAGAAAGGUAGUUGUCGGGUUUGGUACUUGGAGGAUUUUUUGGAGGAAAUAGUUCUUCUCCUCAGUGGCCUGAAUACUCGGUUUAACCAUGUGUUUAGAGAGGGUAACCAAGCUGCGGACUGGCUCAGUAAACGUGGUAGUGCGGGGAUUACGCAUGAUUAUAAUUCGAAUAAUAUUCCUAAUGAACUCAAAGGGAUUUUACGGGUAGAUAAAUGUAGAUUACCUUGCUUUAGAAUAAAGUAA